Messenger RNA from Meloidogyne enterolobii, 573 nucleotides. The record is from the annotation of a GenBank genome assembly. NCBI's taxonomy places the organism in Eukaryota, Metazoa, Nematoda, Chromadorea, Rhabditida, Meloidogynidae.
AUGAAUGAGGAGCAAUAUGGUUGGAAUGUCAAACCUGGCGACGAUCGCAACAUAAAUAAUGGCAGUGGACCCGGCAGCGAUGGAGGAUUUUCUGGGGGGAGUGGUGGAGGUAAUUUCCAUGCUGAUAAUGCUAGCACAAUUUCUUCGCAUUUUAUUGGAGGAACCACGACAGGUGGAGGCGGUAUUCCGCCUCCGGAAUACGCUCCACCUCCUAUGGCACCGCAGCAAAUCCCUCCUGGAUAUGGGCAUAGUCCAAUUCCAAAUGUGCAUCCCGUUGUAAAUGCUAAUUCACCAAUUUAUCCACAACAUCAACAACACUUUGAUCAUUCACAUUAUGAACACGUUUAUGAAACAGUACCUCCUGUUGGUCUACAGGAUGCUGACGAAGACUUUCUUCUUCCAAAAUUUCCGGAGCCGCCAAAAGGCAUUCCUUCACCUUUUCUUGGCAAUGGGGAAACAAAACAAAUGCCUCCUACGACGAAAAAUGGUGCUGGUGGCAGUGGUAAUCCUAACGAUGAUUUGGAUUUUGAUGCACUUGCUCGAAGAUUUGAAGAACUUAAGAAGCGUAUUUAA